CUUCAGGUGGCCGAAGUGCAACGCCCGUCUCGUCACCAAGAGCGCGAUCAUCGUAAACCAAGAAGCGGACAAAUACUUUUUUUUGCCUCAAAAUCAUCUUUCCUAAUCGCACGUUGUAACACUUAUCGGAGUUCUUGGGACACAUCCUAUCAACUUCGAUCUGUCUGA
Molecule: messenger RNA, 168 nt
Organism: Haemonchus placei
Lineage: Eukaryota; Metazoa; Nematoda; Chromadorea; Rhabditida; Trichostrongylidae
Source: the annotation of a GenBank genome assembly